This is a messenger RNA of Monopterus albus (swamp eel), 1246 nucleotides long. RefSeq names its product leucine rich repeat containing 69 (gene lrrc69). NCBI's taxonomy places the organism in Eukaryota, Metazoa, Chordata, Actinopteri, Synbranchiformes, Synbranchidae. Gene Ontology annotation, molecular function: protein binding. The coding region runs from base 149 to 1189 and encodes 346 amino acids. The transcript has 10 exons. The record is from RefSeq and is a predicted model, not a curated record. Gene Ontology annotation, cellular component: cytoplasm.
CACAGCAUGUAAUGCAAACUUCAUCCUUUAAACAACAUGAAGCAGGACAGGGGUAAUAGACAAGAAUUAGCCUAGAUACAUCAUAUGGGGAAUUAUUUAGGCAAAUGUAAAGUUAAUUGUCAGCCGCACAGAAGAGGGCGCUAAUGCGAUGAGCAUCGGAUGCAAACGUACAAGAACUAAAGAAGAAGAGGAAAAGGCAUUUUGUCACCAUGGAAACCUUAAGGAGAAAAGACAGUGUGUUUCCAGAUUAACAAACCUGUCAGUUCUCCUGUUGAACAACAACUCCAUCACUGCUCUGCCUGGUGAGCUUCUCUCUCUACAAAACCUGGCGGAGCUGAAUUUGGGAAAUAACGCCUUGAAGGAGGUUCCUGCUGUUCUGGGCCAUCUGGAGUCCUUGAAGAAACUGUAUCUAUUCAGCAAUCAAAUUAAGCUAGUGCCACCUGAGGUGAUAGGUACAGAUGGCUUACAAAACCUUGUUGUGCUCAAUUUGAACCACAACCAGAUUCAAAGACUUCCGCCAGAAAUUAAAAGCCUCACUAAGCUUCAACACCUCAAUGUGCUGGACAAUAAACUGGAGGAGGUCCCUGUUGAGCUGGAUCAUCUCACCAAGUUGUCUGAGCUAAACUUGACUUCCAACAACCUGGCUUGGCUACCUCAGCAUCUGUACCAGUGUAAAGACCUAACUAAACUCCAUGUAGCCAGAAAUUGGCUGACCAGCCUACCAGAGGGAAUUAGGGCCCUGGCAAAACUCCAGGUUUUGGAUGUGGGUGGGAACAUGCUGUCCAUGUUCCCUGUUGAGUUUCACCUGCUGCCCCUGAAGGAGCUGUACUGUGAAGGCAACAGAUUUGUGCAGUGGGAGCCAGUGCCAUCAGCACAGGACGUAGAGGUGCUUACAUUAAAGGAGCUGGCUGCCAGAUUUGUCUUGCGGGAGGACAGGAACAGGUUCUCUCUGGUCCACAGGAUGCUUCCACACUACCCAUACCUUACUGCCCUCUUGGCUAAUUGUGGCUGUUGUGCGCUCUGCCUAGACCCCUUCCUCACCACCUGGCUGGAGUGUGUGCAUUUUAUCAGUCUGAGGAAGGACAUGAAAAUGCGGAGUGCGCAGACUGUUCCAGUGCGCGCCCGUCUUUGUUCAUACAAGUGUUUUAACACAGAUGGACACUCCUACUAUGGUGUUGCUACAAGAUAAAUACAAGUUCAUUAAAAAGGUUCGAGAGGUUACUUUCUGUUAGAGAGUGAGGGCAUC